GCUGGGAGGAGGAGGUGGAGGCGGUGGAGGCGGCAGCGGCGGCCAUUUCAGUCCUCCGAGCAGAGGCGCUGAGUUCGCGCUCCGCCGCUCCCCGUAUGCGUCCGUGAGCGCCAGCGAACCCCCCCUGUGUGUGUGUGUGCGGAUCCCCUCCCCACCCCCUCCACCCUCCCCCCCUCCCCGUAGUAGUAGUCGUAGUCAUAGCAAGGAACGGGGACGCGGUGCAACGAUGUCGGGCCAAAGUAUCACAGACCGCAUAGCGGCGGCGCAGCACAGCGUCACGGGCUCGGCCGUGGCCAAGGCGGUGUGCAAGGCGACCACGCACGAAGUCAUGGGCCCCAAGAAGAAGCACCUCGACUACCUGACGGCGUGCACCAACGAGAUCAACGUGAGCAUCCCGCAGCUGGCCGACACGCUGUUCGAGCGCGCCGUCAACAGCAGCUGGGUGGUGGUGUUCAAAGCGCUCGUCACCACGCACCACCUCAUGUGCUACGGGAACGAGCGCUUCAUCCAGUACCUGGCCUCCAGGAACACCCUGUUCAACCUGGCCAACUACGUGGACAAGAGCGGCGUCCAAGGUUACGACAUGUCCACGUUCAUCCGGAGGUACAGCAAGUACCUGAACGAGAAGGCCUACUCCUACAGGCAGAUGGCUUUUGACUUCACGCGGAUAAAGCGCGGGGUGGAGGGCGUGAUGAGGACCAUGAACACGGAGAAGCUGCUGAAGACGCUGCCCAUCGUGCAGAGCCAGCUCGACGCUUUGCUCGACUUUGAGGUGACGCCCAACGACCUGACGAACGGGGUCAUCAACUCGGCCUUCAUGCUGCUCUUCAAGGACCUCAUCCGUCUCUUCGCCUGCUACAACGACGGCAUCAUCAACCUCCUCGAGAAGUACUUUGAGAUGAACAAGAAGAAUUGUAAAGAGGCGCUGGACCUGUACAAGAAAUUCCUCACGCGCAUGACACGCGUCUCAGAGUUCCUCAAGGUGGCCGAGUGCGUCGGCAUCGACAAGGGCGACAUCCCCGACCUAACGCAGGCUCCCAGCAGCCUCCUGGACGCCCUGGAGCAACACCUGGCCUCGCUCGAGGGAAAGAAGACCAAGGACGCACCUAUGACCGCCAGCAGCCGCAGCACGAGCCUGUCGACGGCCGUGUCGGCGUUGUCCACCACGGGGAUGUCGCUGAGCCGCGUGGACGAGCAGGAGAGGCGGGCGGCGCUGGACGAGGAGCAGGCACGGCUCAACGCCCUCAAGCGCUUGCGGGAGCUGGGUGGUGGCGGUGGCGGUGGUGGUGGCGGCGGCGGUGGCGGCGGUGGCAAGCAGAGCUCUCCAGCGUCGAGCGGAACGUCGCCCAACUCCACGCCCGUGCGCAGCAACACGGCGCCGCCCUCCACCGACCUCUUCUCCUCCACGCCGCCCUCCACGCAGACGGGAGGCUCCAGCGAUCUCUUCGGGCUACAGCCGAACUUUGGGGGAGGUGUGCAGGGCACAGGGGUCCCUCCCGGAGCGCCCAGCCCCUGGACAGACGUGUUCGGGUCGCCGUUUCGCACCGCUAGGCCCGAAGACUUUCCCACUUCCAUUAGCCUUUACUCGUACGAUGCGACGUGCGGCGCCGAGGCUCCGUGCGUGUCGUCGCGAGAGCACUACGCGGUGUCGAGCGCGGCUCCCGCCACCUACUCCGCUCCGUUGCCUCCGGCCCCCUCCUCUCUCAAUCCCUUCUUGGGGUUCGGCGGGUCGUUCGUCCCCACGGCCGUGUCGCCUGUGUCCGCGGCGGCGCCCGGCGGCCUGCACACCGACUUCGACGCUGUCUUCGGGAACAAGAGCGCGGCGAACAAGGACGCGCUGGACUCGAGCGGUGUCGUGAUGCUAGGCGACAUCCUGCAGCCCAUGGUGGUGGCGCCCGCACAGUCAUCGGCGCCCAUGUCCUCGCAACAGGCGGCCAUGCUGGCGCCCAACGACCUCGACUCGUCGCUCGCAAACCUCGUCGGCAACUUAGCCAUGAACCCUGCAGGGAAAAAGGAGCACCAGUGGACCCCCGCCGGUGAGAAGAAGCUCACGGGCGGACACAACUGGCAGCCGCGCAUGACGGCCCCCGCCACCUGGGCCCAGUCCGUGCCUGCUGCCCCCUCACAGAACGGAUGGGGCGUCGCGCCGUAUGGCGCCGCAACGAUGGCGUACCCGACGGCGGUGAGCCAGCCGCUGCCCACGUACGGAAUGAUGGGUGUGCCGAUGGUGGGAGUGCCGGUCAUGGGCCAGCAGCCGAUGCUGUUCGCUCAGCCCGGAGUCCGGCCGACCAACCCCUUCGGGCCCGUGCCUGGGACGCAACAGAUGCAGUUCAUGUGACGUGAGGACGAAGCGCCAGCGCAGGCCGACUCAGGAGGAGGGCGCAGGCGCCUGGGCGAGGAAGGGGGGGCCCCCCCACACACAGGACCCGUUCCCCCCCCCCACCGCGAGCCCCCCACGAGCCCCCCUCCCCCCACUACGGUGCGCACACCACCCAACCCGAGCCGUCCGCCCCCACCCUCCACCUCCACGAGGCCUGGGCCGCGUUACGUUCUGCAUUCCCGUUAUUACGUAUUUUAUUUUUUUCUUUUGCAUAUUUUUUUUCCACAUCUUUUACAAAGUUUGAAUCAAAAAAAUAUAUAUAUGUAAGUGUGUGAGUGCGAGUGCGUGUGUGCGCGCAUAUAUAUAUAAAUAAUUACAGUGACGAAUUACAAGUGAAACGACGGUCAGAGCAGCAGCAGCA
Lethenteron reissneri (Far Eastern brook lamprey) is the source of this 2741-nucleotide messenger RNA. RefSeq names its product phosphatidylinositol-binding clathrin assembly protein-like. Gene Ontology annotation, cellular component: extrinsic component of presynaptic endocytic zone membrane; clathrin-coated pit; synaptic vesicle. NCBI's taxonomy places the organism in Eukaryota, Metazoa, Chordata, Hyperoartia, Petromyzontiformes, Petromyzontidae. Gene Ontology annotation, biological process: clathrin coat assembly; clathrin-dependent endocytosis; synaptic vesicle budding from presynaptic endocytic zone membrane. Gene Ontology annotation, molecular function: 1-phosphatidylinositol binding; SNARE binding; phosphatidylinositol-4,5-bisphosphate binding. The record is from RefSeq and is a predicted model, not a curated record.